Momordica charantia (bitter melon) is the source of this 2353-nucleotide messenger RNA. Its product is annotated as GPI-anchored adhesin-like protein. The record is from RefSeq and is a predicted model, not a curated record. NCBI's taxonomy places the organism in Eukaryota, Viridiplantae, Streptophyta, Magnoliopsida, Cucurbitales, Cucurbitaceae.
AAAAACUGCAUCUACAGUUCCUCUAUACACUACUCUCACUCUCAGAUCUGCUUUCAUUUCUCUCUCUCGCUAGCACUUCCAGAUUCCAGAACCAGCUUCCAUCCCUUCGCAGAUGAGCCCUACAUUUCCAUCCAACGUAAUCCUGAACCCUUCUUCGUCUUCGCCUCCCUCCCAAAUCCACGCCACUAAGAAGAAGCAGCAGCAGCAGCAGGGUCUUCGAAGCCCCUUGCAUGUUCUCAAUGGCAUUUCCACCACCGGCAAUGGCGGCGGCAGCACCACUACCUGCAAUAGCGCCAGUAUCAGUAGUGACACUUCCUCCGCCUCCAUUGACGCCCCCAGAGGCUGCCUCAGGUUCUUUCUUUCUCAUUCCUCUUCUUCUUCCGCUAAUAGGCUUAAAGCAUCUUCCAAAACCCCCAAAUCCACUUCAAAUGUACGCUCGAUUAAACCUAUUAGAUCUAAGCCGCUAAAGGAGAAUGUUCCCAAACGCGCUGUUAAACACGAUUCUAGGCCUUCGAAACCUAGCUCGAGCAAGUCGGAGACGUUGAAGAAAAACUCUCCCUGUUUGUAUAGGUGGCAAUCCGGGAAGAAACCGGGUCCAGUAGGUAGCCAAAAGUCUCAAAUGUCUUCUCUAGCGACUGUGGAAAAGUUGGAAUCUGAUGGUGAGGAGUUGGAGAAACAUGGUUUAGUGAGGAUGGUUGAUGAUAAAUGUCGGCCUUCUGAGCUUAGUUUAUAUUCCAGUGCUUUCAAUUUCACUCCCCUGCGUAAAAUGGAGAACGGCUCAGAUUUGGAUUCCACAGUUGACAAGGCCGUAGAGGAAAAUUCAAACACAAGUCGUAGCAAAACACCUCCUGUUCAACCCUCUGCAUCGCCAGAAAUACAAUGUGAUUCAGCCCUCGUGUCUGCAGUUACACCUGUUUGCUAUGGUGCUGGCUACGUAGUUUCUGGGAUCUCUGAUAAGAGAAAGUGCAGACCAAGAGGGGUUCUCAUUGUCGGAGAGAAUGCUACCUCCAUUUCUAAACUCAAGCCUAUUCAGAAUUUUGAUAAUGAAGAAGAAGAAGAAGAUGGAAGCAUCACAAGGGACACGACUAUUUCAGCUGUUUUAAAGGUCCCUUCACCCAUUGGAGCUUCUAUGAAUUGGCUUUUGUCCCCCUGCAAUGAGGUGGAUGAGGAUCAGAAAGACAAGUCUCGAAAUACUUCGCCUCAGUCCGAGAGUCUUCCAGAGUCCAUCACACUUUGUUCUCUUCCUUCACCGUCAUCCGUUGAUGCUCUUCCUCCGGACGUGUACAGUCCUCCAGAGUUUCAAGGUUUCUUGGAGCCGUUACCCUUUCAGGAUCCAGUUCCCUCAUCUCCCACAUGCGCUCCUAAUUGCUUGGAUGUUAUUUUAAAUGAGGGAAGAAGACAACAAAGGUAUCAACUCAAUGAGGAGAACUCUCCAUUCUCAAUGGAUUCGUUAAGUAGUGAAAAUGUCAUCCGGACACCACAAUCAGACUCAAGUUCAGCUCAAAAAGUUUUCCCUCCGUGGUUAUCUGUAGAAAGUUGUGAGAAACAUGAUCAGAAUUCAUGGUCUGAAUUGUUCUCACUAGCAAAUCUAUCUCGGGACAGCCCUAAAGCAAUAAUGAGUACAACAGAUUUGAGUUUCCAAUUUGAUUGUCUGGCCACAAUAUCCAACUCCAUGGAUCUUACUCAAUUUCAGAAGAUUCUUGAUGAUCAGGCAUUUAGGAAUAGCAAUUCUUCCUGUGAGGAGUUGUUAAAAUCCCAGAUGAGAGUAUCAUGGAGGGAAGGGUUAAUGAGCCGUAUCUACGAGAUGGACGAGUUUGAUAGUUGCCGAUGCUUAUCAGAUGAAGAAGAAGAGACUGCAGAUUCUUGUAACAUUAGCUUGUCAGAUAACCUUGAGACUCAUCUGGAACACAAUGAUUGUGGGGCUGAUCCUAUGGUGACUAACAAUUCUUGUUUAAUAAGUGACAAGACCAAAUCAUAUGAAAAUUGUAAACAAAUAGUGUCUCAUCAACAACUACCAUGUUCUUGUGCGGAAUCCAUUAGCACGGAUGGAGGUGGCUUGGGCGCUUCACGGGACUCAGAUUGGAAUUUAUGCUACAAAAAUGGGUUGUUUGAUUCUUAACCUUUUAGUUUCACUCCCACUCCUAGCACAAUAAAUCUUACCAACCGCGUCAAGGAUGAGAAAGAAUGCUUUCUCAUUGGAUUUCAAACUCACCAUAGGACCACUAUUUGUAUCCAUUGUGUACCCUAAGUUUAUCUUUGUUUGAAUUGAAUUUCACUUCACCAUAUUUGAAUCUUUAUUCUGUCAUAUUAUAAAGACAGCGCCCAGUACCAAUAUGGUGGAUUUGUGAGGGAA